AUGACCACCUCAAAGGACAACCCUCUGACCAAUCGGGUCGUCAGCUCGGACUCGGGGGAAGAGACCAACAAGGAAGUGCUACCGUGGCAGCGUAAGGAGGAGGAGGAGGAGGAACAGCAGCUUGAGGAGGAGGAGCAGCGUGAGGAGGAGCUUGAGGAGGAGGAUCAGCGUGAGGAUCAGCUUGAGGAGGAGGAGCUGCGUGAGGAGGAGGAGACGCAGGCGGUGGCCUCGUCUCCGGACGGACGCUUCCUCAAGUUCAACAUUGAGAUCGGACGAGGAUCCUUCAAGACGGUUUAUAGAGGUCUCGACACCGAGACCACCGUGGAGGUGGCCUGGUGUGAGCUACAGACUCACCGGCUGACCAAGUCGGAGCGUCACCGGUUCACGGAGGAGGUGCAGAUGCUGAAAGCUCUGCAGCACCCCAACAUCGUCCGCUUCUUUGACUCCUGGAAGUCCACGCUGAGGGGCCACAAAGGCACCAUCCUGGUGACGGAGCUCAUGACCUCCGGGACCUUGAAGAUGUACCUGCGCAGGUUCCGUCAGAUGAAGCUGAAACUGCUGCAGCGUUGGAGCUUCCAGAUCCUGAAGGGGCUCCAGUUCCUGCACUCACGCUGCCCCCCCAUUCUGCACCGAGAUCUCAAAUGUGACAACGUCUUCAUCACCGGACCCACCGCCUCGGUCAAGAUCGGAGACCUGGGCCUCGCCACGCUGAAGAAGGCCUCGUUUGCCAAGAGUGUGAUUGGGACCCCGGAGUUCAUGGCUCCAGAGAUGUACGACGAGAAGUAUGACGAGGCCGUGGAUGUUUACGCCUUCGGCAUGUGCAUCCUGGAGAUGGCGACGUCCGAGUAUCCUUACUCAGAAUGUCAGAACGCCGCCCAGAUCUACCGCAAAGUGACCAAUGGAAUCAAACCAGACAGUUUUCUUAAAGUCACAGUCCCUGAGCUGAAGGAGAUCAUUGAAGGCUGCAUUCGCACCAGUAGCAGUGAGAGGUUCACGGUCCACAACCUUCUGGAUCACCGGUUCUUCCAGGAGCAGCUGGGGGUCCACGUGGAUCUGGCGGAGGAAGAUGACGGCUCGAAGGCGGCUCUGAAACUCUGGCUCCGGAUGGACCCCAACAAGAAGCUUCAUGGGAAGUACAAGGACAACAAGGCCAUUGAGUUCCUGUUCGAGCUGUACAAAGACGUCCCCGAGGAGGUCGCCCAGGAGAUGGUGGUGCUGGGGUUCUUGUGCGAAGCGGACUACAAGCCGGUAGCCAAGGCCAUCAGACACCGAGUGACAGCUGUCAAGCAUCAGCGGGAGGAACAGCGAUGCCUCCUGGAGGAGUCUGACCCCGCCACCCAAACACCAGAACAACCCAAUCACAGACCAGCAGCUGCUGCAAGCUCGGCCAAUCAGCAGGACUCAGCUGCUGUUUCAGGCCCCACCCUACCCUGGAUACAAGCCCCACCCUCGGCAAGCAGAGAGGAUUCUGGGAUCGACAGCGUCUCUAGCAGGACGGAAGGAGACGGAGACGAGGACAUGACGGCAGCUAAAUCGAACUGUGAGAUUGACAGCUCCUUCAGCUAUGCAGGUGUGCCAGAGAAAAUAGAAGCCACGCCCCCUCCAGUCACUCACCACGCCCCCCUCUACCCAGGCCCCGCCCCUGCUCCGGUGGCUCAGGAAACCCCUGGACCCCUGGUUCCUCCACCUGUAAUCCAGACUCCAUCCAAGGCUCCGCCCCUUCCCGUGCUGCGUUUCCCCAAGAGCAUCGCUGUGUCCCACAAUGCCGAGCGACAGCCAUCUGGAUCAGUCUGCGGCUUCUCCUCGCCUAUUGAGAGCUACGCCUCCGAUGUGACGUCAGGUUUGAGUGAUGGCAAUGACGGCCAAUCAGACAAAGGUAACCAGGAAGUGAGCCAGCGGGCGCCUACCAAGCAGUUCAGGCGGCGAUUGAGGGCUCGUCUGAGGAUCACAGGGGUGUCAGACAUGGAAGACCGCGUGGUGGAGUGUCAGCUGCAAACUCACAACAGUAAGAUGGUGAUCUUUAAGUUUGACCUGGACGGAGACAAUCCAGAGGACAUCGCCUCAGUGAUGAUCCACAGAGACUUCAUCGUACCGUUGGAGCGGGGAGGAUUCAUCCUUCGCAUGUAUGACAUCAUCAAGAGGGCGGAGUCUUUAAUGCAUCCACAGCAGCCAGCCGACAGGUCGCCUCACCUGUCCACCUCCACGCUGACCGACUCCUCACCCACCCUGCAGACACAGGGUCUCUCCAUGUCCUCAUCUUUACUUCCUGACAUUGCAGAUGCAGACCCCUCCCCCUUGAAGGGCGGAGACUUCUACAUUGAACGUGAGACCACUCCCCCUGUCAGACCACUGAGGUCACAGUCUUUCCACACCUCCUCCGCUUCCUCCCAUCAGCCUCUUCCCUCCUCCUUCGAUUACCCCGGCCCAGACUCUCCCCACCCUCCUCCCCCCAACCUCCCCAUGCCUCCUCAGUAUAACCUUCUUUCUCCCCAUUACUCCCCCUACACCGCCGAGAGCUCCACCCCCGGCCUCCACAGUAACCCCUCCCUCCUCACCUUCUCCUCUUCCUCAGCUCCCACCCUCCCUCCUCACUGGCACCCCCCUGACCAGCCUCUCUUUUCUCUGGCCAACGUGCUCUCUCUCGCCAUGAAUAUGGCCCAGUCCUUAAUGCCCCAACCCGGGACCCCUUCCCUCCAGUCUCCCCCCCUGGGUCCUCAUCCUCCCAGCCAUGGCUCCUUCUCUGCUCCUUUCUCCUCCCAGCUAUCCUACAGGCCCCCCUCCCCUCAGACAGGCUCCGCCCCAAACAGCAGGCAGGGGUCGCCGCCUGGCCGAACCCACAACACACCUGAGGCACAGCCUAUCAGUCCUGAUCAGCUGCAGGUUGGCUCAGCUUCGCCCCCUCAAGAGACUGUCUUAGCUCCCGGACUUGUCCAGGAGUCCUCCCCCGUCUCACUGUCCCCCACACAGGAAGUGAAGAAUCCUUCGGUCUUAAGCGUUGGUCGUUUCCAGGUGACGCCCUCUAACGUCAUUGUUGCUGUCCGUCACCAGGAGCCCCGCCCCCUCGGUCAGACCACACCUACCACCCAUUCCCCGCCUCCCUCCGGGGCCAACCAUUCAAAAAACUCAGAGGGCAGCACGACGGAGCGUAGCGAAUCAGAGAGCAGCGUGGGCUCGGUGGUCAAGGUCUCCCCGCCUCUUCAUAUUCAGGAGGAAGAGGAGGAGAGGAGGGGGGUGGGGGGGUGCCGGAGGCCAAGUGUCAGCCUGUGGGAGGGGUCGGCCGGCAACUUCGGCCAAUCAUGGAGCCGCUCAGCGCUUAACGUCAGCUCUGACGAAUCAGAGAGCGAGAAGGAGGAGAUGUGGGUGGAGCUACAUGAGCUCCGUGAAAGACACUAUGUGGAAGUGCAGACCCUGCAGGCCAAUCAGAAGCGAGAAAUUGAGGAGCUGUACCUGAGGAUGGGUAAAGUCCCUCCCCCUGGCAUCGUCUCCCCGGCGGCCAUGUUGAACCACCGCCAACGUCGCCUCUCCAAGACCGGGAACCACCCCCCCUCUCGCAGGAACAGCCUGCAGAGACUGGACGGGCUGCCCCCUGCAGGUAUCAUAAGGAAGAACAGCACUGGAUCUCAGGACAGAGCAGGCAGAGGCGUGACCUUUGCCCCCGAGCACCGCAGCAUGAUGACCUCAUACAGAGAGAGGGGAGCUGCAGACUAAGUGGAGAGAUGAAGACGACGGCUGACGACGAAGGGGAAAACUAAUUAUUUAGAUUCCAGAUUUUUAGAUUUGCUCAAACAUUUUAAAGAGGUAUCAGAACUUAUUAAAUAUUGAGCAACACAUCACAAAGAAUCAAUUGAUCUUGGAUUUGAUGGCGUCUCCCAUCAUUUAGUCAUAUAACAUAUUUCACAUGUUUUAUGGAUGAGUCUUCUGAGACUUUCGCCUCAUAUCUAUAAUGUCUUUAUGAUCAGUAUAUAAACAUCUAAUAAUGGUAAUAACACGUUUAAAUAUGUUCCAUAUGGUCUGUUUGUAACGCUUUAUUACUGUUGAUAAGCCGUGUGCCUUGAAGAAGGAAGAUUGUAACAUUUGUGGAUUAAAGAAUGAAGCUUCA
Messenger RNA from Cyclopterus lumpus (lumpfish), 4099 nucleotides. RefSeq names its product serine/threonine-protein kinase WNK4-like. Lineage: Eukaryota; Metazoa; Chordata; Actinopteri; Perciformes; Cyclopteridae. Gene Ontology annotation, biological process: monoatomic ion homeostasis; negative regulation of sodium ion transport; protein phosphorylation. Bases 1 to 3708 code for a protein of 1235 amino acids. The transcript has 23 exons. The record is from RefSeq and is a predicted model, not a curated record. Gene Ontology annotation, molecular function: potassium channel inhibitor activity; chloride channel inhibitor activity; ATP binding. Gene Ontology annotation, cellular component: cytosol; cytoplasm.